CUUGCACCCUGAUAAUUCUCAUAAACACUUAACUCCCUGCAGACGGCUAACAAAGAAAUGGUACUCUGGUGUACCAUACUUUUGACAACAAAUAAAACUAUUUAAAAAUUAUUUUUUUUUAAUGAAAUAUGCUUCCCUAUGAAAUAUAAUGAAGAUAAAAUAGUUUGGUGCAAAAAAAAUUUGCAAAUUCUAUUUAUAUAUUAUUUCUCGUUCAUUAUAAAAACGUAAAUACGAGAACGAUGGCACAACGCCAUUUUGGAUUUUAGAAAGCCACACGCUUGUUGACGCUCGCUAAAACUAAGCCGAAAAUGGACUCAGAUUCGGAUUAUCAGCCUGAAACUGAUGUAGAUUCAAGUGAUGAUGAAGUCUGGGAACUCAUUGACUCUUCAGAUGAUUCAGAUGAUGAGAAUAUUCCACCCAACAGCACUCUGAAUGCGACACAGCCAAACGUAAACUAUGGCUAUGAUGUGCUGGACACUAUGCCAGAGGCCCCAGCAAGCUUUCUUCCAGAAAGGGUCCCUGGUAUACAGCUUGACCAAGUUAGGACACGAGACUCUGCUAAACAAUUUUUCAGAGCUAUUGACUUUUUUAAACUUUAUUUUACAAUGGAUAUUGUUUUGCAAAUCUGUCAGUACACCAACACCUAUGCAACUGAACAUGGACUGCAGAAACCAAGUGUGUUCCAGAGUUGGUAUAAACUAAGCCCUGACGAAUUCUACAGAUUCUGUGGACUUAUCAUGUAUGCUGGCAUUGUUCAGGUCCCCAACAUUGAGCGAUUCUGGUCAACCAAAUCUCUAUACAAUGGACUUUGGGCAAGAGCCUUUAUGUCACGUGACUGAUUCAAGGCAAUAAUGUGUUUUAUUAAAGUGUCAAAUCCACUUACAGAGGAUCCCAAUGAUAAACUCUGUAAAGUGAGAAUGUUAACGACAUACAUUAGAAUGAAAUGUAUAAAGCUUUACAAACCUCAUCAAAAUGUCUCUAUUGAUGAAAGAAUGGUUCGGAAAAAAGGUAAAUAUGCAUUUCGACAAUACAUUCGAGACAAGCCAACAAAGUGGGGCAUGAAACUGUGGAUCCUUGCUGAUUCUUUAAGUGGGUAUACCUAUGAUUUUGAUAUUUAUUUAGGAAAGCAGGAUAAUGGCCCUUUUGGAUUAGCUUGUGGGGUGGUGAUGAAGUUAACUAAAUCUAUAUCUAGGCAAGGGUAUAGGCUUUUUUUUGAUAACUUUUAUACUAGUGUCCAAUUAUUAAAAGAUCUUUGGUUUAUAGGGAUUGGAGCAUGUGGAACUGUUCUUAGGACCAGAAAAGGUUUUCCUAAUGCUAUAAAAGAUGUUAAAAAUUUUGAAAAAAAAUCUAAAAGGGGAGACAUGAGAUGGAUCAGGGAUGGACAGUUAUUGACAGUUCAGUGGAGAGACAAUAAGACCAUAUCAUUAAUGUCAACUAUUCAUGAUGCCAAUGACAGUGUAACAGCUAAACGACGGACUAAAACGAAUGGACAGUUUGAAAAUUUGACUGUGAAUCAACCAACUAUUGUACAUGACUAUAAUAAAUACAUGGGGGGUGUUGACAAAAGUGACCAGCUAAUUAAUAAAUAUAAUGUACUUCGUAAAACAAAUAAAUAUUGGAAGACUAUUUUUUUUCAUAUGUUAGAUAUAGCUAGGGUUAAUUCCUAUAUUCUUUUUCAAGACUGGAGGGACAAAAAUAAAGAUGUACCUGAGCUGAAAAGACCCACAAGAUAUGGCCAACUUAAUUUUACUGAAGAAUUAAUUAGAGAGUUAGGAGAUAUAGGUAUUGACGAUCCUGUACCAAUCGCGUCUAAGCCCUCUGUUCAUUUUAAGCAUGCAAUGGAUCCACAGUUUAUGGAUAAGAGAGGGAACUGUAAAUUAUGUUACAGUAAUGAAAAAAUAGUUAGAAGAACUAGUGUUAAAUGCAAGGUGUGUGAUGUGUUUGUAUGUUUUCAAAAAGAAAGAAACUGUUUGUCUCAGUACCACAAAUUACUAUAAAAUCCUGUUUUUUUGUUCUAUUUCUCACUGUACUAUAUAAUAAGAUGUGUAACUAACAAGUUUUACUCUAUUUCUGGAUAGUUUAUAAUAUAAUUUUGAUGUUUAAGUAAAUAAAAAAUAAUAAUUUUCUAACUAGUAAAUAAUCAUGUCGAUGUCAUCAUUUUUCUAGAAAAUGAUUAUUGUUUUCAAAAAUUUGUAAAAAAUUUAUUUGUCAAUGAAUUAACUUCAUUUUUGUCAGUUGUAUACAGAAUUGAAUGUAUUUUAAUAAAAUGUAAAUAUCAUUAUCAUAUAUUUAUUUAUUUAUUUUUUGUCUUCUUUGUGAAUGUGAAUUUAAAAAAAAAUUAAUUAUUGAAAAAAAAUUUAUGACAUAAUUAUUUCUUUAAAAAGAAAAAAUAUAUUUUAAAAUGAUUUCAAACAUAGAUAAAUUGAAAGAGCUUUCAAUUUCAAACAAAUUGAUGUAUAACACUCAAUAUAAAACUGUAAUUUAACAAAGUUAUGCCCUGCCAAGUAACAGACCCCCAGUCGCUGACAAAUUUCUAGAAAAACCUGCAGUCUGUUAAGAG
This is a messenger RNA of Biomphalaria glabrata, 2560 nucleotides long. RefSeq names its product piggyBac transposable element-derived protein 4-like. The transcript has 2 exons. NCBI's taxonomy places the organism in Eukaryota, Metazoa, Mollusca, Gastropoda, Planorbidae. The record is from RefSeq and is a predicted model, not a curated record. Bases 309 to 839 code for a protein of 176 amino acids.